Molecule: messenger RNA, 1758 nt
Organism: Drosophila willistoni
Lineage: Eukaryota; Metazoa; Arthropoda; Insecta; Diptera; Drosophilidae
Gene: mrn
Product: general transcription factor IIH subunit 4
Exons: 2
Coding region: 67-1605 (512 amino acids)
Biological process (GO): nucleotide-excision repair
Cellular component (GO): transcription factor TFIIH holo complex; transcription factor TFIIH core complex
Molecular function (GO): double-stranded DNA binding; ATPase activator activity
Source: RefSeq, a predicted model, not a curated record
GUUUCAUGUCCGGCGUUGUUUUCUUUUAUUUUUGUUAAAUAAUAUUAAAAGAAUUGGCAUAAUAAUAUGGCCGAUACUAAAUCCGGUCGCUAUGCCAAUUCCAAUGCAACUAGUGGCCCUAGUGGCAGCAGUAGCAGUACUCCCCCCAAUAUCUCACAAUUGGUCCAGGGACCGGCUAAUUUGGAAUGCAAGGACUUUCAGGAAUAUCUGCGGACACGACAGACGCCGGAAACGCUGGAGAAACUCUACAAUUAUCCGCCUAUAUGCCUGGCUGUGUAUCGAGAUUUACCGGAAAUAGCCCGUCAGUUCAUUAUACGCAUUCUGUUUGUAGAUCAACCUGUACCGCAGGCGGUAGUCAGCUCUUGGGGAGCGCAAAGAUGUGCCAAAGAACAGCAGGAAGCCACCAGUUGUUUAACAUCUCUAAAUGUAUGGCGAGUAACGGCCAUACCUGGUGGAUUGGCUGCUUGGGAAUUGUCACCUACGUUCAAGAAGAGCGUUAGGCAAAUACUUUUAGGCGGCGGCAAGCCCUGGCCAAUGACAAAUACACUGGAAAAAGACUCAAAACCGCGUGACAUCGCCUUCCUGGACUCAUAUGCGAUGUCACGAUGGCGUUGUGUACUUCAUUACAUGGUAGGCACGGGCAAUCGCAAUGGCACAGAUGCGGAAGCCAUUAGUCCAGAUGCUGUGCGAAUUCUUCUGCAUGCCAAUCUGAUGAAGCGAGAUGAACGCGAUGGCAUAACGAUAACACGGCAAGGAUUCCAGUUUCUAUUACUGGACACGAGGGCACAAGUUUGGCAUUUCAUGAUGCAAUACCUGGAUACGUGUGAGGAACGUGGCAUAUCCCUACCCGAAUGCCUCUCGAUGUUAUUCCAAUUGAGUUUCUCUACACUGGGCAGGGAUUACAGCUCGGAAGGAAUGAGCCAUCAAAUGUUGGCAUUUCUACAACAUUUACGGGAAUUCGGAUUGGUUUUUCAAAGAAAACGCAAAGAAGGACGCUUCUAUCCCACACGUUUGGCUUUGAAUGUUACCAGCAAAGAGUCAGCGGAUGCUACCACAGCCAUUGUUACUAUGUCAGCAUCGGAGGAAGAGGAACGUAUGCAGGAUCGUGGCUAUAUAGUGGUAGAGACAAAUUAUCGUGUCUAUGCCUAUACGGACUCACCACUGCAAGUGGCUGUUCUUGGACUCUUCACCGAGCUGUUAUAUCGGUUUCCCAAUUUGGUUGUUGGCGUUCUCACCCGAGAUUCCGUGCGUCAGGCUUUAAGAGGAGGCAUUACGGCUGAACAAAUUAUCUCCUAUCUCGAGCAAUAUGCUCAUCCGAAUAUGAAACUUGUAGAAUCAGCCAUCAACUCAAAAUCCUGCCUACCACCCACAGUUGUAGAUCAAAUCAAGUUGUGGGAAAUGGAACGUAAUCGUUUCACCUAUACCGAGGGUGUAGUCUAUAAUCAAUUUCUAUCGACAACUGAUUUCGUCACUCUACGGGAUUAUGCUCAAUCCAUUCAAGUAUUGGUUUGGCAAAAUGAGAAAACACGUACUAUGGUGGUCCAGAAGAAUGGACAUGAUGACGUUAAACGCUAUUGGAAGAAGUAUUCCAAAAGCGCUGGCUGAACAAGAGUUGUGUGCUAAGGUUAGAGGGAUAUUCUAAUUUGCUUACCUUGAGAAGAAUAAUAGUGCUCGGUCCACGGUCGAUAACUGUAUCGGUCGGGGUUUUGGGAUUUAGUUAUCCGUAGGAUUUCAAAUAUAGUUAUUAAUUAAAAUUUA